Diuraphis noxia (Russian wheat aphid) is the source of this 747-nucleotide messenger RNA. RefSeq lists its product as uncharacterized. Gene Ontology annotation, cellular component: membrane; respiratory chain complex II (succinate dehydrogenase). Gene Ontology annotation, biological process: mitochondrial electron transport, succinate to ubiquinone; tricarboxylic acid cycle. Gene Ontology annotation, molecular function: electron transfer activity. Lineage: Eukaryota; Metazoa; Arthropoda; Insecta; Hemiptera; Aphididae. The record is from RefSeq and is a predicted model, not a curated record.
AACUGCUGAUUUUUCAAUUUUUGUUCUAGGCUAAAUGUUGCAAUACGAUUAUUGAUUUCAGUAUUAACUGUUCACCUUCGUAGGUAUCACUAGAUAAAUCAGUUUUUCACUUAUCCACUUUUCCAAGUACAAAUUAUUUAUUCAAGUGUUUAAUUCCCUAGAUAUAUUGUACAUUUUUGCUCACAUAAUGGCUCUAUAUUUAAGAAGUAUACACAGACUAUGCACAGCUAGACAAACAAUGUCUUUCCAACCUCCAACAAUACACCGUAUGAUUACCAUGCAAGUGAAAACUGUUCAAGAAGUUGAGGCGAAAUUAGAAGAGACUCACGAUAAUAAAAAUUACCGCCUUAAUAGACCUAUGUCUCCUCACUUGUCUAUUUACAAGCCUCAAUUAACAACCAUAUUAUCUAUUACUCACCGUGGAACUGGAGUGGCAUUAAGUGGUGUUACUACUGGAAUAGCAGUGUUAUUUUUGUUCACUGAUGUGCCAACAUUUGUGCAAUUUGUACAUGGGUUAGAACUACCAUCAGCUGCUAUCGUGUCAGCUAAAGGAUUAGUUGCUUAUCCAUUCUUCUAUCAUUUAUGUAAUGGUGUUAGACAUUUGGUGUGGGAUGCAGGUAAAUGCUUGACCAUUAAACAAGUUUAUUCAACUGGAUAUGGUGUAAUUGUUGGUAGCUUACUUCUAACAGCAUUGUCUUUAGCUUUUACUACAUAAAUGAUAUAAACAAUAAAAUGUUCAGUUUCUUA